This is a messenger RNA of Suillus fuscotomentosus, 1197 nucleotides long. Its product is annotated as P-loop containing nucleoside triphosphate hydrolase protein. Gene Ontology annotation, biological process: cytoplasmic translation. The coding region runs from base 1 to 1197 and encodes 398 amino acids. Lineage: Eukaryota; Fungi; Basidiomycota; Agaricomycetes; Boletales; Suillaceae. The record is from RefSeq and is a predicted model, not a curated record. The transcript has 20 exons. Gene Ontology annotation, cellular component: cytoplasm. Gene Ontology annotation, molecular function: GTP binding; GTPase activity.
AUGGGUAUCGUCGAGAAGAUUAAGGAGAUCGAGGAGGAGAUGGCUAGGACCCAGAAGAACAAGGUACAUAUCGAAAAGACAGCUACAGAAUAUCACCUUGGUCUUCUGAAAGCAAAGCUAGCUCGGUAUCGGGCCCAGCUUCUCGAACCUGCCUCCAAGUCUGGACCCGCCGGUGUCGGGUUUGACGUGCAGAAAUCAGGAGAUGCCCGAGUUGCAUUGAUAGGAUUUCCGUCUUCCACCCUCCUCAGUAAAUGUACUCACACCGCGUCCGAAACGGCAGCAUAUGAAUUCACAACCCUUACUGCGAUACCUGGAGUGAUCGAGUACCAGGGGGCACGUAUACAACUGCUCGAUCUUCCUGGAAUUGUUGAGGGUGCUAGUCAAGGCCGCGGUCGAGGGCGACAAGUUGUUGCUACGGCGAAGACAGCAGAUCUUAUUCUCAUCAUGCUCGACGCAACAAAGUCUGAAGAGCAGCGACGGCUUCUCGAGAUCGAACUCGAUGCAGUUGGUAUCCGCCUUAACAAACGCAAACCUGACGUAGUGUUCAAACGGCGAACAACUGGUGGUAUAACUCUGAAUACUACCGUAAAACUCACUAAGACAGACGAGAAGACUAUUCGCACCAUUCUGGCAGGAUAUAAACUACACAACUGUGAUGUGAUGAUCCGAGAAGAUAUAACAACCGACGAGUUCAUCGAUGUUCUCAUUGGAACUCGAAAAUAUAUACCUUGUUUAUAUGUUUAUAACAAGAUUGAUGCGAUUAGUCUGGAGUUGGUAGAUAAACUUGCAAGAACAGAGAAUACAGUCGUGAUCAGUUGCGAGAUGGACCUCAAUCUGGACUACCUUGUCGAGCAGAUAUGGGAAAGCUUAGAGCUUGUCAAAGUUUACACAAAGAAAAGGGGUGCACGACCAGACUUGUCGGAUCCUGUAUGUUUGAGAAAAGGCGCUACUAUCGAAGACGUCUGUUUGGGUAUUCAUAAAUCGCUCGUCUCAAACUUCCGCAAUGGGCUUGUCUGCGGAUUAUGGCCACUGACUACUCGCAUAGGGUCGUUCAUCCAAGUUCUCACCCCACGCACAGAAGGUCAGUUUGAACCAUCAGUUGCAAGACGAAGAUGUUGUUUCAAUUUUCACGAAGUAGUCACUGUUCAGUUACGACCUAUCGGCAUGAAGAAUUUUGAGGAACACGAACAAAUAUAA